CCGUGAACAAAUCAGAAUCAGGAACAGCGGCUCGCCCCACCACCUGCUUCUGUUCGUGAGGAGGGGUUGUGGGUUUUUGUGUUUUCCCCCCUCCUCUGCUCAGACGGAGGAGAAGGAGGACGACGACAGGUCGAGCGGGGGCUUCGUUGCAUCAGUCGCUGUCACCCGCACACAGAAUGGCGGCCGCCGCCGCGGGGUUUCGUGCCUCUUACCACCGGUUUCUGGACCGAAUCGAGGUCAUGUUGCCGCCCCGGCUGCGUCCCUUGUACAACCACCCGGCAGGUAUUUGAGGGGAGGAGGAGAUGGGGGAGGUCGUUUCCUUGCUCGCCAGCUGGGGAUAACUCGUGAAAUGGUGUAUGUGAAAGUGUGUGCGUGUGUCUGAGAGAGAGAGAGAACCCUUAUUUGUAAAAACAAAUAAUAUAUGCGUGGAAACAAAACAGAGCCCCCUCCCACCCUCCAGUGCCUCAGUUCCCUGCUUAUAAACCUGGAGAGGCCACCCUGGUAGUGGAAAAUGUGCGCUUGUGUUGUAUCUGGUCACUCAGACCAGGGACUGGAGUUCAUCUCCCCAUGGCCGUUGGCCUUGGACUAGUUGCCAUCUCUCAUACUGGCCUACCUCACAGGAUUAUGGAGAGUAGGGAAAGACCAGGGUGGGGGCAGAAUUCUUUGGCAAAAGAGUGGGGUAGAAAUAAAAUUUAAAAGCCCCAGGUCAGAGUUGGUUAGUACUUGGAGACAUGGCAAAGUAGAUGGUUUAGUCUCUGUCCUUGAGAACUCCUGCAAGGUGGUAGCAUUUCUUCCAUGGUGAUGGGCAGGCAAGCUUUGUGGAGGUCUGAGUUGCAGUUUUUUGGCCUUCUUUGUGCAGCCUGAGACCAGCCCUUCUAUGCUUCUGCUUCCUGCAGGUUAAUUGCUAUUGUCGUUAACAAAGGCUGCAUAGAAGUCAAAGUUCUGUUUGUCCUCUUUGACAUAGAUGCUUCUGGGAAAACAAACUUUCCUUUCACUGGGAAUGGUGAGAGAGAUUUAUUAUGGUGACCAGAUGCAAAGAGAAAUUGUCAUGUAGGGGUAAGAGAAGCUGCACCUGCUGAAAGUCCUCUUUCUGUGCUGCUAUUUAAAAUUCAAGAUGCCUGUCCUUCAUUGAAGCAGGUCAACUUAGAGGAUAAAGUUGGGGCUUUCCUACAUGGCAUGGGUCAAUCUUGCAACUGUCUGCUCCUUUAAAAGAUUGUUUUCUUGUGAAGGGAUGCUGCUUAGUCAGAUUGCACCAGCUCCUCAAAAACUUGCAUGUUCAGAAAGGAUUCCCUGCAGUUCUGUUGCCUAGGGCCCACUAAAAUCCAGAGGUGGCCUUAAUGAUUGCCUAACCGCAGAAAUUAUACAGUAGGUCCUAGAAAGGUAGCCGACUACUUUACUCCCACGCACGUUGAAAGAAAAGCAGUGAGUUAUAGGAAGUAAUCCCUCCCCACACACACACCAUCCCUCAUUUAUCAUAUUGUCAGGAGAUUCUCUUCUGUUCAUUCAAGGGACUUUUGAAAUAUAGGUUUUCAGUGGAAACUGCCAUUAGGUUUUUCUUUCUCAAAACUUCCUAAAACAUUGUGAUUCUUGGUGGCUGUCAGCAACCAUACAACAACAUAACUGGAUAACAAAAUAGUCUAAAAAUUAGGAAACUGGUAGACUUGAUUACAAAUUCCUACUCUGUUGUUGACUUUUCCUCUAGACUGAAUUUAACCAUAAUCACCCUUUGAUUUACUUACUGGGGAAAGUACUGGUAUUCUCUUAUCAUUACUUAUAAUCCAUUUUUAAACAUGCAGCUCUUUAUCUUUCCUUUUUUAUCUGCAACUGGCUUCUUUGGCUUUACUAUCUCUCCAGUGUGAAUCCUUUAGAGGUCAUUUGGUGAUGGGCUUUAUAAAAAGACAAAAAUCAAUUAACAAGAUUAUUUCUUCCUUUGCCACUCUUUAGUGCAAGCCAGUUUGUGGUGUUUGGACAGAGGAAUCAUUUGUCAUAAGAUUUUCUGGUAGUUGCAAAAGCUAAUCUUAUCUAUACUUCAGUAACUGCAUUACUUAAUUGUGGAUGUAAAUUCUCUGUGCAGAACAUAACGUGUUCCUGCAUUAUGCUACUUUAUAGUCUCAGCUUUUAUUGGGAGACUUGGAUUCAGCAAAGUACUAUGCCUCUUACACAAAUGAAAAAUACCAUGAAAGGUGAUCCAACUGAUACCAAAGGCCUGACGGCAGAAACAUUUAUUUCUUGUGAAAGAAGCUUGCAGAAGAAAUAAACCACUGUCUGUCAGGGAAGUGUGAAUACAAAUACUGAAUUAUAGUAGUGCAGAACUUGUCAUAUUGUACUUUAAAAUUGAAGUUGGGACUCUACUUCACAUUUAUGCAAAUUUAAAAUUAGUUUUGCAUGUCAUGACUUUAGUAUAGUUCCUGACUUUAGAUUGAGGACUAUCUGAUUCAGCCUUUGCUCUGGAUUCUGUAGGUAGCAAAUUACAGUGCUGCUCUAACUUACUCAAUAGUGCUGAGGAUUACUGACAUAAUGUUUGUGAAACAUAUCUUAUGAGUAGCUCAUAUACUUGCUGUAUUAUUAAGGCUCUGAAGUCAAGCAAUGAAAGGAAUACAAUAAAUUAAUGUCAGGUGUUGCAGAUUCCUUUCCUCACAAUGUCAUCUUCACUUUCUGGAAAAGGGAAUUCAUGGAAUAAUAGUUUACUGUCCACAUGUAGCAAAAAGUUUAUUCCAAAAAGCAUUUCUUCAAGAGCUUCUGACAAAUGUUGGCUCAUUUUUAAAGGAAAGGUUUUGACUAAAGAUGUGGCUUAGUUUCAUACCUGUUGAACUAAGUGUCCAAGUUUGAACUGCUGUUGGCAUUCAGGCAUAUUUUCCAAAUCUGCGUCAUGUCCAUGGUGCAGGUCAGUUUGAUGGCCUAAGUUGAUAAGUGACAUUUUACCUAGAAUACAAGCUGCAGUAGCUGAGGAAAAUCCUGUCACAUCUGGUUUGUGAAACACCCUAAUUAUCUAUACUUGUUUCAGUACUAUUUCUGUCUUUCACAAUAGUUUGUCAGUCUUGCCAAAGGACAUGAAAUGUUCUGAAAAGUAACCAUCUCUGCUUUUCGUGACUGUUGCUAUGCAAUAGAAAGUUGGUGUUGGCAGCAGAACCACAUGACUUGGAGCUUUCCAUUUGUUCUUUGUGUAGCUCCUCUGAAUAGAAAGCUCUUUAGAAUUCCUCAAAUGCAUCAAGAAUAACUGGGCUGCUGUCUUGCAAGAAAUGUACAGAUUGCAACAAAUUUAAGUAUAUUUAGGAAUAAUGAUUUCUGAAAAAAACAACCUGAAUAAUCCCAUCACUGAAAGUAGCAUCUUCAUUUACCUACAUAACAUCUUGACUUAAUGUUUCUCUCAGUUGCAUAGCUUAACUCUAGAACAACUUCUAUAGAAGUUCUUCUUCAAAUCGGUACCAAAGUUUUGCAAUGGUUUUGUAGUGAAAUGCCCACAUCUUGCUUCACCUUCACAAGUGAGUAACUGUUGACUUGCAAGUUCUGCUUCCCAGAAGGCAAUCCUAGUGAGCUCUUUGGGGCAUCUUCUAAGUGUGUUUUAAACUUAAUAGACACUAAAGACAGAGUAUUACCAAAUGUGAACUUGCCAGACAGUUGUCUUGUUGUUUAGUGGUUGUGCACCAGUCUCAUACAUUCAUUGAAAAACAAAGGUGAAGAACAGUAACUCUAGUAUGGACCCACAAUGAGUAAGACAGUAACCUAAUUUUGGAGGUGCUGCAAAAUGUGAGGGUUUUGCUACAAAAAGGGUUGGAGUGAAUCAAACAAUGUUGGGUUUCUGGGUGAUACCUAUGAUCCCCAAUUCAUGUAGCAAUUACUCGGUAAUGCAGCAUUCGCACUGCAAAAUGACUGCAAAAAAUUGGCACAAGAUUGGAGGGAAUCCCAAUUUUGGGGUUCACACUUAAUGAAGCUGCUAUAGAGCUCAACACCUGUGAAAAGGUCACAUUGUAUGGCAAAGUACUCUUUAAGACCUUGGUUUAAUCUCUGAAGAAGAAUGGCUCCAGAGAAUCGUGAAAUUGGCCAUCACUUCCAUAGGAGCAACAUUGUUUUCGGCAUUUCUUUUAAUUACACCUCGAAGUGUUUGUAACAAAUCCUUCAGGUGCUACAAAAAAAGGUACAAAAGUAGUUUGAACAGGUCAGACAACAGAAGGUAGGAAGCAGAAUAUGCAUUCAGCUUGGUGUCAGAUUCCUCAUGAGGUGCUUUGAAUAGAGUUGUAUAAGUAUUAUGAUUACACAUAAGGAAAAAUGGAUCAACAGACAAUUGCAAAACUUGUGUUGCAGGAGAAAAGCAAUUUUGUGGAUCUGUUGUAGUUUUUGCACUGGUAACAAGUACUGUACUAGAGACAGAAACAUUUGUUCCUGCCCCACACAUGAUGGGGCCCCCAGCUAAUCAUGGCAGAAAGUAGUGCCUGGUACCUCUGGACAAAUGCAGCAGUGCUGGGGCAGGGGAUAAUAUUUCUUUACGUGUGUGGGUGUCAUCUGCAUUUUCUUCCACCACUUUGGUAAAACUGUCCUUUGUGUCAUAACUCCCAUUUCCUGUUUUCAGAUAUUUGAUUGCACCUCAGCAGAAGAGCUCUUAUCACUUCUCCCCUGUGCUGUAGUGUAAAACAUAACUAUUCUGUUGGUGCAUGUGCACCAAGGCUACUUGCUGUUUUAAUAAUUCACAUAAUUCAGUGGUUUUGUGCAAAUUGUCACACAGCAGAAUCAUGUAGCUAAUGAAAUAUUUCUCUUUCAGGUCCUAAAACAGUGUUUUUCUGGGCCCCUAUUAUGAAAUGGGUAAGUUGAGAAGAGGUUUGUACUAUUGACAAUUUUUUGUUGUGACUGGCCACUGCUAGUAAUUAUCACUAUUGUACUGCAUUUCAUUUGCUUCUGACCUCACUGUUUUACACUUCUCCCCCACCCAAUACAUGUAGCUCAAAAUAACACUUCAUACAUCUGAAAAGAGUGCACUGUAGUCUACAAAAGCCUAUGUCAUAAUAAAUUGGUCAGUAUUUAAGGUGCCACAAGACUCCCCACCCUCAAAAAAAUGUAUUCCACUCUGUUUCCUCCCUGGAGCCCUUUGUGGGAGACGGGCAGGCUAUACACAAAUAAAUUAAAUUGUGGUGCAUGUAUUUUAACGGAACCUGACUAAAAAUAAUUAUGUUGUUUGUGUAUAUAGACAGACAACUCUUUCUUCUUGCCUGAAUUCUGCUGGUCCAUGAGAAGCAUUUGGAUAUGUUGGAAGAAAGAUGUAGAAAUAAGUCCCACCUUAAUUGUGUUGAAAUGCUAUCUGACAGUUUAGCAGAAAUUUCUACUAAACUAGGUACUAACACUGCAUGUCUUCUCUCUGAACUAUCAUAGUGCUAUUUUGUUGCACCUGCACCUACAACCAUGGCAUUGGCGACUUUAUAUAGUCACUAGUUGGAAGCCACUAGUAUCAGUAGGACAUACAUUUAAUAUAAAUACAGCAAGACUGCUUAUUGGAAUUGGGAAACACAACUUUCCAGUUCUUAAAUACUGCAUUUGGUUUUGAUGCACAAAGCCCUUAAAAUACCUAGGCCUUGAUAUUUCAAGGGCCAUUUGCUUCCACGUGAACGUUCCUGUGUAGUAUGAUCUUUCUUCUGCUCAGUGUCCUAACAUUUUGAGGCAUGGUGAGUGAGCAUGAAGUGCAGGGUCUUUUCAGCUGUAGCACCUUUAUUCUGCAACAGUCUCUCCUUAUUAAUUCCCAAGUAUUCACUGAUGCUUUAAGUGACAAGAAAUCUGUAUUGUCUUGUCUAGCAAGUCCCAAAGCUUUUAGAAAAUAUUUCCUGCCCAAUAUGCUCAAACAACUCUUAGCUGGGUGUCAAGUUCCUCUGGGACCAGCCUUGUAUAAUUGCCAUCUUUUUCCUGUGGAGACGAAUCUCUUUGCACUUUUUCAGUUAAAACAGGCCAAGCUUCUUUGCUUCAUCUGUACAAGUAUGGAAUGUCUGGGACAAUGGGCAAUGCUUCUUCAUCAAUCAAUUAUAGUGUGUUUGAAGCCUAAUAAUACCAGAUACACUCAGCAGUGGCAAUCAUAUAUUUUGACCUGUGUAGCACAGGAAAAAGGCAAAACCCUUAUCCCUGAAGUAGCACAUUGGAGGCUUUCUGAAAGCAGCAAGAACUCUUGCUCUUUCAGUUGCAGUAGUACAAGCCACUAUUUGUACCUCACCUACUUAAUCCACUCAACAGGAUUAAGAAUCACAAGAUUCAGCUGGCUGUCCAAACCAGCUAAAAUUUAUUAUUUGUCUCCACCAACUUUUCCUCCCAUGUAACAUGUCCCCUAAACAUGGGAGUUACUCUAGCUCUUAAAUUGUGAAGUGCAUGAACUAUAGUAACGGUUGUUGUUGGAAUCCAUCUGUCUCAAGAGACACUGGAGUGCCUCCGGGGCUGAAGUCAAACCGCUGUGUUAGCAGCACCCAGCUGACCUCCCUAGAGCAUAAGCCUGGGCAGUGUGUAUGGGGGUCCUGGGCUGCCCAGACAAGAAGACCUCCCUCUUGGCCUUGCUGAUGUGGUCCAAAGGAAAGCAGAGCAAUAUGUCUGGCACCAGCUUGGCUGCAAGAAUUGCCGGAAGGAGGUAUACAAGAUGUCAUCCAACCGUCUUAGGGACACCACUCUGAAUUUGUGUAGGGUUUACUGCUUAACCUUUUCUUCUCGCAAAGAUAUCCCACAAAGCAGCAGAGGUAUAGGAUCUGAGUUUUCCUUCUCCUAGAUGGGCUGCAUUCCCAAACUGACAAGCCCCAUCUGCCCUCUCACUUCCUGCUCCAGUACAUGCAAAAUCUACCUUCUUGACCGUUGGACCCACUAUUGGUCUCAUUCGCUCAGUCUACCAGAGCCUGGCUUUGCAUGCAGGGGAAGUUCCUAACACACUGAGGGUUUGAGACUCAUUGGUUACCUUCACCUGGUUUAGCCAGCCAUUUGAAGCCAUUCCUAGGGUGUGGCUACUGUUGCAUGCUGAUAGCUUCUAGGAGCCACAAGUGAGAGUCGAGUGCAGGGUGGGGACCAAAGAUGAACAAACUACGCCAGAAUGAGCACAAUGUCUUCCUCACCAGAGGUGCUACUGCUCCCCAACACCCCAUAACUCCUGUUGACUAGGUUCUAAUUAAUGAAGACACACUGCUAUAAUACUGCACUAAAGCUGGCUGCUACUUCCUUUUAUAGGGCUUGGUAUGUGCUGGAAUGGCUGAUAUGACCAGACCAGCAGAUAAACUCAGCACAUCACAAUCUGCUGUGCUAAUGGCCACAGGUAUGUUUAUUCUCACUUUGCUGUUAAAAAUUUUUUAAUUAAAUGUUAAAAAAAUCAUCAGCUGAUAAUAGAAGUUGUGGAGGAAAGAACCAGUUAUUGCUUCCAUGUAACACAUUAUGGAUUGGGAUGCCAGUUCCUAGUGCUGCCAUCUUCCAUUCUAUAAGUAUUGGGGGGGGGGGAUAAUUGGCUCAUAAAUAACUGAGAACACCCAACUUGAAUGGCAUAAGCAUGAAGCUUUCUAUCAUGUUUAGAUGCAACUUUUCUCCGAAUCUGAACAUCUGAUACUACAAUCAUUGUUGACCUUUGGUACUAAUAAAUCUACUUGGUAUUAAACCUUUGCUUUCUUUAUGAUCCAACAGGUCUUAUCUGGUCAAGAUAUUCUCUAGUUAUUAUUCCUAAAAACUGGGGUCUCUUUACAGUUAACUUCUUUGUUGGCUGUGCUGGAGGCUCUCAGCUAUACCGUAUAUGGAGGUACGUAUGGCAAGUAGGUCAGAAGACUAAGUUGUAGCCUAUUCUAGGAUCUGUUCUUCAGACUAGCUGAGCUGCUUUCUUCACUUUAGGGCUUCUCAACCUUUUUCCUGGCAUGACUCAUUUGCUUUAACAGUACAUGAAACAUCCAAUGUUCUGUCAUGGGGAGUGAUGACAGAGAAACUUCAUUUGCUGCCAUGCUACUCAAGGCAUGGCAACCAAGAGGGUUGUUCCCACACCUUUCCCUGUGAGACUUCUCAGUCCCCAAUCUAAACCAUUGUAUUUAUCAAUAUUCAAGCUUGAUUUGGCUUGUGCAAUGGAAAUCCCCCCGCCUAUCCCAGCCAGGCUCUUAAAUCCUUCUGCACUAUUCUUCUUCCACCUGCUUCCUGCUCCAUUUCAGCAUCUGCAGUAACUAUCCUAUAUGAAUUUGGGAGCUGGCAACCAUCUCCUCCCUUUACGAAUUGUGGCAUAUCCCACACCGUCAGAUCCUUAGCCUUGACUGCCUCGGUAAGAUAUAACAUGAUAGCCCUCUGACUCCCCUCCCAAGCCUCUACAGUUUGAGAAACUGUUUUGAAGCCAUACACAUGUUGCCCUGGCCCUCCUGCCAAAACAUAGUUGUAGAGUGGAUGUAGAAGCUUCUUAAGCAUUAUCCCUCACUGAUCCAAACCACCAGUGGUUAUACUUAAUAUCCUGGCAAAAUAGAUCAAAAUUGGGUAUAGCAGUCCAUUUGCAUCAGGUGUUGUGCUAGUCUAUAUUCUGUCUUGAGUAUUGGAACUGCAACAGUUGUAAAGGCAGAAGCCAUCCUAUAGCAAAAUGUUAGGUAUAAAGAAUAAGCAUCAGUUGUAGCUAGUUUAAAUAUGGCCUAAUCUAAAGCUUCCUAGUAGCAUUUUAGAAUAAACCCACCUAAGUUUAUUUUCCAUUCUUAAGGGUUCAGCAUUCUAGAAAGACUAGUUUGUGUACACAGCAAAAAUGUUUAUCGAGGAUGGGCAGCAAUGCUUACUUGGCCUCCUGGCACCAGCAUCACUGAAGAUUACUGGGAGGGGAAGAGGAAGGGUGUAGCGGUGGGGAGGUUGGAACGGUGUGAAUGCCAAAUGCCUUCCUUAUCCUCUCUCCCUUUCCCACAAACCACAGUGUUGCCAGUGCAGGGUGGCCAGGUAAGUGCCCCUGACUGCUCCUGACAUACAGUGCAGAUCAGCUGUAAUAUUUCCAAAGAUUACCUAUAUGCCUUCUCCCAACUUUUAACAUAGAAUAAUUAAGCUACUUUUCAAAUAGUGCUUAAAGGGGAUUUACAUCUUAAAAGGUGGCUUACAAAUAUUUGUGAAGUUGUAUAAGAGGCAGGGUUUCAAAAGCAGAUAUCCUACCUUGCAACAGUAAGUGCUCCCUCACUUUGUGUCUGGUUGUAAACAGAGCAAAUGCUUUCUUGAAAUAUUCCCCCCCCCCCAAAAAAAAAGUCAACAAUGAUCAGAAAACAUGUAAGGGGAGGAGGGAAAAGCUGCUUCUGUCACUGCCCCCUCCUCUGCCACAAUCAAUAGUAGUAUAUGAUAUCUUAACCUUGGCAAAGCACAUGCACCCAGAUCGUGUCUGGGAAAGCUAAAAUAUGUAACCUAAACCUUGAAUUGUAACCAUAAUUGGCUAUUCUUUUUCUGACAGGUAUAACCAAGACCUAAAAGCCAAAGAACUGGAGAAGUAGAAAUUCAAGCUCAGCUCCUCAGAUCUCAUCUGCAAAGCAACUUCCCAAGGGACCUAGAUUUAAUCUUGUUCAUUUUGCCCUGUGUGAAUUUUUACUAAAGUUGGUAGAGCAUGUUUUUUUCUAUAAGUUUAGAAAGCAGUCUCUUUACAUGGAAAUAAAACCUUCUACUAAACAAUAAAACCUUAAGCUGCG
This is a messenger RNA of Podarcis lilfordi (Lilford's wall lizard), 9611 nucleotides long. Lineage: Eukaryota; Metazoa; Chordata; Lepidosauria; Squamata; Lacertidae. The record is from the annotation of a GenBank genome assembly.